Alternaria metachromatica is the source of this 828-nucleotide messenger RNA. RefSeq lists its product as uncharacterized. The transcript is spliced from 2 exons. Bases 1 to 828 code for a protein of 275 amino acids. Lineage: Eukaryota; Fungi; Ascomycota; Dothideomycetes; Pleosporales; Pleosporaceae. The record is from RefSeq and is a predicted model, not a curated record.
AUGCCGAAGCUGCUGCGGUGUAAUGUCAAGAAGCUGGAGUGGGAUAUGAACGUGUCCGAGCUGCCCCAGCUAUUCCAGGACGCCUUUGAUUUGGCUAGAGCGUUACAAAUACCGUAUGUCUGGAUUGAUGCUCUGUGCAUCAUACAAGAUGAUGAGGCUGACAAGACAUCCGAAAUAUCCAAGAUGGAUCACAUCUAUCAGAAUGCCUUCCUCAACGUUGGCGCCACUGGAGCCGCCGAUACUGUAUGGCCACCAGCAGACAGCGACUCGUCGUCUGACAGUGUGGUCGAGGGCAAGGUCGAAAAUGAGCUUAUGGGCGAUGCAAACGCUGAGUAUACAGCUAUUGGGCGGCUUGAAGAAAUUGACGUUACACCGUCUGGCUCUGACCCUUUUGGCUGCAUCUCAUCCGCUCGUCUCCAGAUGUCCGGCCAUCUCCGCAAAGCAAUCCGACAGGCAUCAGAACGCAACGUUAGACGCAUGCCUUCCUAUUCAUGCGACGAUCAAGGUGUGCAAUACGAGUGGUUUGACACCGGACAUGACGCGGAGAAGCUCAAUAUCCGAGACAUGAGCACUGCUUACUUCCUUCUGCUUGCGCAUCGAGAACGAGCGUGGGUGCUAGACAUUAGCAACAACUUCGUUCAGACUGAAAAGCUCACAGGCAUCAUUGUCGAGCCCGUUGACGAAGACAGAACAACAUGGCGCAGAAUCGGUUUGUUCGAUCAUCCUCGUGGUGACGGGUGGAUGGAGCGGGACUACAGUCCAGGCUAUCCUGAAUUUGACGACUGGGACCCAGAAAACUAUGAGAGGCAUACAAUCACAAUCAUCUAG